Messenger RNA from Aureobasidium pullulans EXF-150, 881 nucleotides. RefSeq lists its product as uncharacterized. The record is from RefSeq and is a predicted model, not a curated record. NCBI's taxonomy places the organism in Eukaryota, Fungi, Ascomycota, Dothideomycetes, Dothideales, Saccotheciaceae. Gene Ontology annotation, molecular function: protein binding. The transcript has 3 exons. The annotation marks the transcript as partial.
CAUGCCUGAGGACAAAGGGUUUGUCGGCGGCGCAAACGCUGACCCUGAUGUCUUUGACAACCCGCAAGACUCGGACAUCAUUCUUAAGGUUGGAGAGACCCAGUUCUACGCCCAUAGAGUCGUGCUACGCAUGUGGUCGCCAUUCUUCAAGCGUGCACUAAACUCGCAGUUCUCGGUCGCCAAAAGUGCCGUCUUCGAUCUUGGUGAAGACGACAUUCCAGAGCACGUCGAAGAAAUGCUCAAAUACAUGUACGGCUUACCUCACGAACCCGUGAUUCCUUCACAGAUCGCACUCCUCAAGCGUCACAUCAGCAUGUACAUGUUGGCCGACAAAUACGACUGUCCAUCCAUGCGCAUCGUCAUCCUUAAAACCAUCAAAGAACUGCUGGAGAGCAGCUGGGAGUUUUCCAUCACGCCAAAAUUGCCCGAGGCAAUGGCCGCUACCAUCGCCACUGUCUGUGGUCCCGAAGCCCCACAGCUAGCUGAUCCCGGACUGCGUGCUGUCAUGCUUGAGUGGACUUCCAGGAACUUUUCCGCUUGUAUGUAUUACUCUGGCUUCAGCCAAGUGGUUGACAAGGGUUCUAUGCUGGACUCCAAAUCAUUCUCGAGAUUGAUUGCGAGGAUCUGCCAGGAUGCCCGUUAUAGCAAACAGCCAAACAAACUCAUCAACUAAGCGGUGAUCGACACAACCGCAUGUCAACCCAACGAACACCCACAUAAUCAAUACGGUACGGAGGCAAUAACAGAGAAAGAAGUAGCGGAAUAUGAGAGCCGGACAGGGUCUACACAAUCGAUCGGGCCUUUGCUACACAUUUAUUCCUGACAACCAAGACAUAAGAAGGGGUAGAUGCUGAUAAAUGCGGUACGAAAGAACGAUAUGG